Messenger RNA from Seriola dumerili (greater amberjack), 1179 nucleotides. RefSeq names its product L antigen family member 3 (gene lage3). Lineage: Eukaryota; Metazoa; Chordata; Actinopteri; Carangiformes; Carangidae. Gene Ontology annotation, cellular component: EKC/KEOPS complex. The coding region runs from base 27 to 320 and encodes 97 amino acids. The transcript is spliced from 3 exons. The record is from RefSeq and is a predicted model, not a curated record.
CCGGUCACGUCUGAGCAACAACCACGAUGGCGGCGUCUGGCGGAGAAACAAACCACGGAACAGGCAAACUGGAGUUCUCUUUGGACGUCCCCUUCCCGUCGUCUCGCGAGGCCGCCAUCGCUCUGAACUCUCUGUCCCCAGACCGAGAGCCGAGGAAAGGCGGCAUCAGCAAACAGCUCACAGUGUCCGGCAGCACGUUGUCUGUGAGGUGGAGCGCAGACGAAGCUCGAAUCCUCCGGGUGUCUGUGAACUCGUUUCUGGAUCAUCUGUCCCUCGUCAUGGAGACCAUGCAGAUGUUUGGGCCGCCUGUCUCCCAGUGAAGCAUCACGGAUGAUUCAGGACUCUGAUUCUUUGAUGUCGACAUCCUCCACUGGACGUUUCAAUCCGUGGACACGACUCAGGUGCGACUCUGGAGCAGGUUGAAACUGAGCUUUUAUAAAGGAAGUCUGAGCAACUGGCAGCUGAAACUGUGGUUUCUUGUUUGUGUCAAACAGUAAAAUCUGUUUUCUUGUUUAAGUGGAACCGAGAAGGUGGCGAGACUGGGGUUGAUUUUUAUUUAAGAAUUUCCUCCAGACAUGUUUUAGUAUAAAAGUACUUUUCUUUGAAUAAUAGUUUGUGCCUGAUUUGGUUUCUCUGCAAAAACAAUUUGAUUCCAUUGAUAAAAAUUCCUAAAAUGACAUUUACUCCUCUCAGGAUGUAUAAAUCUGUAAAUAUUGUUCAUUUCAAAGUUUAUCAACUGGACACAAGAUGUCUUCUACUUUACUGAAAAGUCAAGUUUCCACAUCACAUUGUGUAAGUUUCAUACUAUUCUCUGAUUGGCUCCUAACUAGUUGUGAUGUCAUAAAUCCUGCAGGUACUACCAGGUGUUUAACUGAGAUUUAAGGUGAAGUUCAGAGAAACUUUCCCACUUCAGCAGAUGAAGGUGAAAACAAACUCUACACAAACAUUAUCCUGCACAGUGAAGCAGCAAGAAGCAAAGCUACAUGUUUAAGUGGAGGGAGGGGUCUUUAAACUUCCUGUGUAAAAAUAAAAGACGGUAGAGAUCUGCAGAAACCUGACGGGUUAUAAAGUCAUCAAACAAGCUGUCGAUCAAUCAAUCAGUCAAUGGACAGGAAGUCAAUCAACCACUGUUUUGAUGAUCAUUUUUUUGUUACUGCAGAUUAAAUGAAAUGAAACAUU